CUCCUUGGGGCUUCUGGCUGCUGCUAUGCCCUCGCUGAUCCCUUGGGACGACGCGCCGCCCGCUGCCUCGGCGGAGGGCCACCCGGUCCUCGUCGCGGGCGCCGCUGCGCAGGAGGCGAAGGAGAUAUCGUGGGGCGGUGCCGUCGGGCUCGCCUCGCUCAUCGGUCAGACCCUCCACGCCGGCUCCGAGCUUCAGGAUGCGGCGACGCCGUCCUACUCGACGGCGCUUGGCGUCGAAGGAACGGCCGCCACCCUCCUCGACGACGGCGUGUCGGGCAUGCUGCUGCACCGCGUCGAGGCGGCCGCGACGAGCAUCGUCUCGCUCGGCGCGUGCGCGUCCCUCUCGCUCGUGCCUGCAAACGAGCGGUCAAAGCUCGGUGCCGACGCCGUCACCAUGCUAGCCGUCUCGCUGGCGGAGGCGCCGGGCUUCCGCGAGCUCAAUCUCGCCGGCAACUCCAUCGGCGACGCCGGCGCCGCCUCCGUCGCCGCCCUCCUCGCCAAGCCCUCGUCGAUCGAGCGCGUCUCGCUCGCGAGCAAUGCUAUCGGAGACCGGGGCGCGAAUGCGGUCGCCGACGCGGCGAUGAAGGGCGGCGCGCCGCUCGCGCCACGCACGGCGGCACUACACCGGCUCAGACGGCGCCCUGGUUGGGGCCAGCCGCUGCGGCCUGCCGGCGAUGACCAGCACGGCUCCGGAAUUGCUCUCGUGUACCGCCUUUAG
Emiliania huxleyi CCMP1516 is the source of this 718-nucleotide messenger RNA. RefSeq lists its product as hypothetical. Gene Ontology annotation, molecular function: protein binding. The record is from RefSeq and is a predicted model, not a curated record. The transcript has 4 exons. Bases 26 to 718 code for a protein of 230 amino acids. Lineage: Eukaryota; Haptophyta; Isochrysidales; Noelaerhabdaceae.